AUGUGCGCACUUGGCGGCCCAGCCUCGUUCUGUUCCAUUCUUCACCCCACACGACGACCCCCCACCAACCCCCCACCACCCCACACCACCCCGCCCCACCCCUCUCCACUCCUCACCACCACAGUGGCAGCACUUGUCGCAGUGUGGCGGGGGGUGUACAGCAGCAGCGGGGGCAGCGCGGACGUGCGGGCAUGGCGGCCCUCAGUGGACCCCUGCAAUGAGCGCGCGCCCUUCCCCCUUCAGUGCAUCCCCACCAUGUCCGCCCAGCCCAACCAGCGCAUCAUCUCACUCACGCUCGCAGGGCAGGCGCUGCGAGGCACGCUCAGUGCGGCGGUGGGAAACCUCUCCGACCUGGCAGACUUUACGCUCAGCAAUACAAGGGUGGGCGGCACUCUGCCCCAAUUCCGCAGCUCUACACUGGUUGACCUCUCUAUUCUCAACAGCCCCGUUCAGGGCACCAUCCCCUCACUCUUCGCCACGUCACCGAGUCUCGCCACACUGACCAUUUCCGGCACGAGGGUCAAUGGCAGCAUACCAGAGGAGCUCUUCAGCGCCACCAGCACGCUGCAGUCACUGAAUCUGAGCAACAAUAGCCUUGCCGGGCCUCUGCCGUCCUCUCUGUCUGGCUUGACAUUGCUCACCACUCUCGACCUUGCAGGCAAUGCCCUGUCAGGCCCCCUCCCCUCGCAGCUCGUCCGAUCAGGCCUCUCUCUCAGGCUUUCUCCCGGCAACGCUGACCUCUGCAUCCCAUCUGCUGCUGCAGCUGCUGCUGCUGCUGCCACCACACCCACCACCACCACCCUCCUGCCCAACACCUCCAUCUGCCCAGCCUCCCCUCCUCCCCCCGCCGCUGCUCCCCUCCCCCCGCCCGCCUCCACCCUUCCGCCAGCUGCUGUGGCUGUCAUAGCAGCAGGGGGGGCUGCUCUGGUGGCGGUGCUGCUGGGUGCGGUGCUGUGGAGAGUGGUGGGGAAGGGGAACGGCAAGGGGACGGGCGAGGAGGGACUGAUAGAAGGCGCGGAGGCAGUCCCACGUGCUCGAGAGGUGGCGGAUGGGUUGACGGAGUUCCAGCUGUGGGAGCUGCAGGAAGCAACCGAGAACUUUCACUUCUCGCGCCUCAUAGGGCGGGGCGGGUUCGGCCACGUGUACCGAGGAACCCUCUCUGACGGGUAUGAGGUGGCAGUGAAGAUGCUGCACGCAACACCCGGGGGCGGCCAGGGAGAGGCGGAGUACCGGAUAGAGAUAGAGGUGAUCGGCCACGUGCACCACCGCAACUUGGUGCAGCUCGUGGGGUUCUGCUGUGAGGGGGACUUGCGCCUGCUGGCAUACGAGUUCGUUUCGGGCGGCAGCCUUUCGUCUCGACUCAGAGACAAGAACAACCCAAUGACCUGGGAGCACCGCGUGCGCGUGGCUGUGGGGUCUGCGAAAGGCUUAGCAUACCUGCACGAGCAGUGUGAGCCGCGCAUCAUCCACCGCGAUGUGAAGCCCGCCAACAUCCUGCUGGACGCUGCAGGGGAGGCCAAGAUCGCUGACUUUGGGCUGGCCAAGGUCAUGCCGCAAGGCGUCAACGACAUGACCACCCGCGUGCUGGGCACGUGGGGCUAUGUAGCCCCAGAGUAUGUGGGCAGUGAGCGGGUGGGCGUGGCAGCAGACGUGUUCAGCUUCGGAGUGGUGCUGCUGGAGCUGCUCUCAGGCCAGUCGCCCCACAACACAGAGGACCUUCUUGAACGGGCCGAGGCAUGUCUCUCAGAGGGAGCACUGGAUUCGUUCGCCGACCCGGCGCUACUAGCAUCUGGCUUCGAUGAGGAGCAGUUCCUGAGGGUGCUGCGCAUCGCCCUGCUCUGCCUCGAGUACAACCCCCACCAGCGGCCCCCCAUGGCCUCCGUCGUGCGCUUCCUCACCUCCCCGCACGCGCCUCUGCCUGACGAGGACAGCCCGCUAGAGCCCAUCUUGGAGGGCUUGGGGGAUGGUCAUGGCGGUGGCGGCGGUGGUGCUGAUGGUGGUUAUUCCGAGAGCUCUGAUACCAGUGGGGGGUUGGAGGACGGGUGUAUGGUGGAGGAGGGUGGGGGUGAGGGUGGGAGUUGGUUGAAUGGGGGAGGUGGUGAGGGGAAGGAGAAGGGUGAUGGAGAGGAUGAGGUUGCGUUGGGGGAUGGUGGUGGCGGUGCGAUGGGGGAUGGCGUGGAGGUGGUGGUGGAUGAUGUUGAUGAUGGGCAUGAGGGUGAUGCGCGUGGGUCGCACGUGGAAGGGCAGGGGACACUGGCGCUGAACAUGGUUGUCGCGGAGGCGGGGAAUCUCUCCGCAGCAGCGGAGGGCAGUUCGGGGGAGGAGUUUUCCGCAAUGGCGGAGGGCACAGGGGACGCGCAGGUUCCCGCGGAGGGGGGCGAGGGCGGAACGGUGGAGGCUGGGGGGAGCAGCGGCGGGGGUGGGGGGGCAAAUGCGGAAAUGCCAGGGUUUCAGACCCCGCUGGAGCAGCUGUGGCAGCACAUCAAGGAGCUGGCAGACAGCAACCACGCCAUGCCCGUCGUCAGGGCGUGGGAGAGCAACGGCAACACCGUAGACAUGCGCCUGGCCACACAGCUGAUCAAGAAGCUUAAGAACCACCGCCGGCCCAAGCAAGCUGCAGAGGUAGCGGAGUGGUUCGUGCAGCAGGCGGGCUUCCCCCGCCUAGAGGCGGACUACCAGCUGGCGCUCUCUGCUGUCAUUCCCAUCCCCUUGACCCUCACUGCUCCCCUUCCCCUCCCAUCACCGCAGGUAGCAGAGGGGUUUGUGCAGCAGCCCGGCUUCCACCGUCUAGAGGCCGACUACUACCAGCUCGCGCUCUCUGCUGUAGCGGAGUGGUUCGUGCAGCAGCCGGGCUUCCCCCGCCUGGAGGCGGACUACCAGCUGGCGCUCUCUGCUGUCAUCCGCUCGCGCAACGUGGCGGCCGCUCAGGCGCUCUUCCUCGCCUUCCCACAGCCGUUCAGAACGGAGAAGGUGUACCAGCCAGUGUUUGGCCACGUGGCAAGGCGGGGGAGGUUCAUGUCAGUCGAAUCGCAGGUGGACUGGCUGAGGCAGCAGGGCGUGGCAGAGGGCAUCCCGUCGUUCAACGCGCGCCUGCAGGCGCUGCUGGCAGGCAGGCGGCGAUCCGGCAUGGUGGCGGGCAUUGCAGCGAUCAUGGAUGAAAUGCGGAGCAAGGGCUUCACCCCCAUUACAAUCACAUUCAACAUCAUCCUGGCGGGACUCGGCAGGGCCGGGCAGCUCAAAGAAAUGGAGUACUACCUCGGGCAGAUGGAAAAUUACAAUCUGACCCCGGAUCUGGCAACAAUGAACGCGCUGAUCUCAGCUUAUGUCUCCCAUGGGGAGCCAGAGAAGGCACUAGAGUGGGAGAGAAGAUUAAAGACGUCGGGAGCGGGCCCUGACAGAGGCACGUAUGCUGCUAUGCUGAAGGCGUAUGGGCAGAGCGGGCAGGUGGAUAAGCUGGAGGCGACUUGGAGUGAGCUGCUUGCAUCAAAUGUGCCGAUGACAAGGAUGCUGCACAAGGCGCGCAUAGAGGGCUAUGGGCUGGCGGGUGAUGUUGGCAAGGCAGAGCAGGCGUUUCAAGAGCUGAAGGUGCAGCAGGCCCCAGUGACCGAGACCUUCAAUUCUCUCGUAUUCGCCUACGCACACAACCACCGCUUCCCCAAGGCCAAAGACACCAUUCUCCACAUGGACGCAGCCGGCAUGCGCCCCGACGGCAUCACCUUCCUGCACCUCCUCCGCGGCUACCUCUCCGCCAACCAGAUCGACAAUGCGGUUACUACGUUACACGAUGCGGUGGCGGCCGGUGCGCACAGGGCGCGGAUGAAGCUGCCGUUUCACGCGUUUGCGGAGGUGCUGGGGGGGUUUGUGGAGGCGGGGGAGGUGGGGAAGGUGCGAGAGCUGGUGGGGCUCGCACGGACAAUGUAUCGCACCGAUUCAAACCUCUUCAACUCGAUUCUCACGGCCAUUGUGAACGACUGGAGGAGGAGGGGAGCUGGAGCAGGAGUGGAGGCGGGAAGCGGGGAGUUUGCGAGUGAGGUGCGGGGGGUGUUGGAAGAAAUGAAUGAUGCAGGGGUGAAGGCUAAUGCUGGGACAGAGGAGAUCUUGCACCCGCUGGGACUCAGCAAUCUGAUAGACGAGGUUGGGCUUGUUCGGGCGGGCAGGUUUUGA
This is a messenger RNA of Closterium sp. NIES-65, 4164 nucleotides long. NCBI's taxonomy places the organism in Eukaryota, Viridiplantae, Streptophyta, Zygnematophyceae, Desmidiales, Closteriaceae. The record is from the annotation of a GenBank genome assembly.